Messenger RNA from Cottoperca gobio, 4418 nucleotides. It is a transcript of the gene fzd4, whose product is annotated as frizzled class receptor 4. The record is from RefSeq and is a predicted model, not a curated record. Gene Ontology annotation, biological process: non-canonical Wnt signaling pathway; canonical Wnt signaling pathway; retina vasculature morphogenesis in camera-type eye. Gene Ontology annotation, cellular component: plasma membrane. NCBI's taxonomy places the organism in Eukaryota, Metazoa, Chordata, Actinopteri, Perciformes, Bovichtidae. Gene Ontology annotation, molecular function: Wnt-protein binding; Wnt receptor activity.
AGAUGCGCACGCUACUUUAAUUGAAAACACUUUAGAUUAUACACACAAUGGUUCACUGCUGCUGUCUGGAUAUGUUGUACUGAAUGGCUCGGAGUUGGAUACUAUAGCCUCCGAAAAGCACGGACUACACGCGCUCCACUCCUGCUGGACUAUAAACACGCACGGCGGUUUCCAGGGAGACCUAACCUCAACUUUGUGUUUGAGGAGGAUAAUAACUGUGUCAACAUUUACAGAGGGCAGCCGCUCAGUGUCGCGGUGACCAUGCCCGGAAUGAUGGUGUGGUUCAGCGGGGCGGCACUGCUCGCCCUGUCCGGGCUGGUCGGUCCGAUCUGCGUGGUGCAUGCUUUCGGCGAUGAGGUGGAGGAAAUGACCUGCGACCCGAUCCGGAUCAGCAUGUGCCAGGGUCUGGGUUACAACGUCACCAAGAUGCCCAAUCUGGUCGGCAACGUGCUGCAGUCAGACGCCGAGCUGCAGCUGACCACGUUCACACCGCUCAUACAGUACGGCUGCUCCAGUCAACUCAAGUUCUUCCUGUGCUCAGUCUAUGUGCCAAUGUGCACCGACAAAGUUCCCAUCCCCAUUGGCCCGUGUGGCAGCAUGUGUCUGUCCGUCAAGAGAAAGUGCCUCCCGGUGCUCCAUGAAUUUGGCUUCAUAUGGCCUGAGGUGCUCAACUGCAGCCUCUUCCCACCGCAAAACGACCACAACCACAUGUGUAUGGAAGGCCCGGGGGACGAGGACCCGCCCUAUCAGCCCGUCCGCAUCCUCCCCACCAAGGAGGAGUGUCAGGCACUGGGAUCUGCACCUGACCAGUAUACCUGGUUAAAACAGACCGAAACCUGUGCUCUCCAGUGUGGCUACGACAGCGGGCUCUACCGACGAGGGGCCAAAGUCUUCACGGACGCGUGGAUGGCGGUGUGGGCCGUGCUGUGCUUCCUGUCGACCACUCUGACGGUCCUGACCUUCCUGUUGGAUUCACAGCGCUUCUCCUACCCUGAGAGGCCCAUCAUCUUCCUGUCUAUGUGCUGUAAUCUGUACAGCGUGGCCUACCUGGUACGCUUGACUCUGGGAAGGGAGCGCGUUUCCUGUGACCUGGAUACCACCGCUGUACCAAUUCUAGUACAAGAAGGGCUAAAGAGCACCGGUUGUGCCAUAGUCUUCCUCCUGCUCUAUUUCUUUGGCAUGGCUUCCUCACUCUGGUGGGUGAUCCUGACCCUCACUUGGUUCUUGGCUGCUGGACUAAAGUGGGGCCAUGAGGCUAUUGAAAUGCACAGUUCCUACUUCCACAUAGCAGCCUGGGCCAUCCCGGCCGUUAAAACCAUCGUCAUCCUCAUAAUGCGACUGGUGGAUGCGGACGACCUAACUGGACUCUGCUACGUUGGCAACCAGCAGCAGGAGGCACUCACAGGCUUUGUGGUGGCACCACUGGCCACAUAUCUUCUAAUAGGCACUCUGUUCAUCUGCGCUGGCCUAGUGGCUCUUUUCAAGAUCCGCUCCAAUCUGCAGAAGGACGGCGCCAAAACAGACAAGCUGGAGCGUUUAAUGGUGAAGAUCGGAGUGUUUUCUGUUCUCUACACUGUCCCAGCGUCCACCGUCAUUGGCUGUUACCUCUACCAGCUCUCUCACUGGGGGGAGUUCAGGGCCAGCACCCGGGACUCGUAUGUGGCGUCAGAGAUGCUUCGAAUCUUCAUGUCGCUGCUCGUAGGCAUCACGUCGGGCAUGUGGAUCUGGUCAGCGAAAACCCUCCACACCUGGCAGCGCUGCACUGCCCGCCUUCUCAGGGAUAGCAGGGCGAGCCGAGGGGGCAAGAGGGCACCGGGCGAGGGCUGGAUCAAACCGGGGAAAGGCAACGAGACGGUGGUGUGAGGAGAAAGAAAGAGAGGAAGGGACAGGAACGGACCUCGACCUGCUUCUCCGUCACGGACAGAAACUCACUCUGAGAGCGAGUAGCGGGAGCUUCUCAAGGAAGUCACUGGAUGCAAUGGCGUCAUAAAAGCUCACAGAGAGUCUGUAAGCAUGCCUCACCCCCUCAAAUGGCCUCCAACGGGGGUUAUGGAGGAGAAAAGUGAAGGAUUGCGUCGUACAUAAGUAGCAAGAGUAGCCUCUCUACCUCUGUCAGACUGCCUUUGCCCACGGAGAUAAAGAAAGCGAGGAGACAGAGAGACGGAAAAGGCAGAACAGAAGCAUCAAUAUGCAGACCAGACACACCAAUAAGCUGUGUAGCACCACGUCUACCUCUCUGCCUCUCUUUUCUCCAGAACCCUCAGCGGAAGAGACUGAACCUUCUGGAGACAGUGACCCUCACACCGUUUUGUCUUUCGAGGGUCUUUUGAAGUUUUGAAUUUUACACUGGAGUGUCCUGGUGCAGACAUUACACAGAUGUAGGUUGACGUUUCCCAAGAGAAUCUAAAAUAUAGAGUUCCUGUGGGUUUUUUUAUGUCCACACGGGAAAUUUCAAAAUGAAAUACCAGACCAACAGUAAUUCAAAUCUAAUGAAAACAUAUAAAAUAUGGCCUUAAACCUGUGAUGCGUUUACAUUUGAACAACAUUAUAAUACAUUUUUGUAAAUUAUUACCUUUUGUACAAUAUAAGAUACCAGGGGAUUUUAUUGCUCAGAACUUUUUGGGGAAACCAGCUUUAAGCUGUCAUAAUGCACUAUAGCUCUAUACAAUAUGUGAAGUGUCUGUGCUUGUCACAAGUGCAUUACCAGGGACGGCAGUGAUGCAAUAACAAAGUCAUCACCCAGUAUAUUAACAUGCAGAGAACAGUUUGGUCAGUUUCUAUUGUGAAGGCUGCAGAAAAAACAUGUGGUUAAAAAUUCACAAUCACUUUUCUUACAAAUAUUGUGAAGGCAAGAGCAGACGGAGAAACAAAACGAGAGAUUAUUUUUUUAAUGUGUGUUGUACAUUUAGGUAGAGUCUUUGGUAGCUAUAAAGUCAUACCUGCAAUGAAUCCUGGGAGUACCCCAGCUGUGCCUUUUUUAUUGACCCAUAAAUGUGGAAGCGGUAAGGCUUCUGGGAAAUGUAGGCCUGUGUGUUUUACCUCAGUAGUCUAUGAAAAGCUCAGCUAACUUCCAAUGAUGUGUGCCGUCUUCGUGGAAACCCUGUCCUGCACGUGUUCUCCAGUUACCAUGAAAACCAGGAAAUGAAAUGAUUCCCUCUGCCCUCUUUUCCAAACAUCGGAACCGAGACCAGCUGAAGAAUGGGGAGGUUAUUAGACAAUCACUUGCCAAAAGACACAUUAUGCAAUAACAAAGAGCUUCCACCGACACAUGCAUGUGCACAUACACAUAUACGCAGGUAUACACACAUAGGAAUCUCAUCCAGCCGAAGUUAUGAUCAGAAUAAUAACAACCAAUAAUAAGAGACCGUAUCUGCCUAAUCGUGUAUCCUUUCCGUCUGUUUGUAUGCAUCUCUGUUUCUUUUUAAAUCCCUUGCAGUUCAAUAAGGCCAUCACAGAAGCACAAUGAAAUUGGCACUAUUCUAAUAUAUUUAAUUAAAAUAGGUUAUUCCUGGUCUUACUGCUGCAUUCACCGAAUAUCUGCAAUUGCUUCUGUGCACCGUAUAUUUGCCUGACAAUCUAUCGAGCAAAGCUCUUGCGUUUCAGUGAGUCUUUGAAUGUAUAAUACCGUAUGUGGGGCGUGUGUCACGUUACACCUUCUACAUUUAAGUGAAGUCGAGACAAUUUGAGUCUGGGCUGUAUGAAUGUAUAAGGGAUUGAAUAAUUUGAAACCAGAUAGUGCCUCACACAGCCUGCCACAGGUAUUUUUUUAACACAAUGUUUAGAAUGGGACAGAAAAUAACUUUAAAAGCAUGUGCUUCCUUUGUUCCAAAAUAUGCUCACUGUAACAGCACCCUUAUUGCAUUCUUUUAGUGAAACCUAGAACCCUGAAAAUCCAGUGUUUCUCAAAGCACGAUACCAUGGCACUCAAACGUUACAUUGAGGUAAAGUAAAUGAAAUAAGCCCCUGACCACCUCCACCCUCUGAGCUAAUGCUGUUUCCCUCUGAGACUGGCUUAAUGUUUUUGGCUGUCUACUCUGGUAUGACAAUGCUGAGCUUCAGGUGACAUUUCCAAACAAUCACUGAACAGUUGUGCCUUGAAACAUGCUGAGCGUGUGCCCAGCCUAAUGAAGAUUGAGAACCACUGGUAAUACAGAUUUGUAAACGCUUUGUGAGAAGCCCAGAAUAUGCAUCAAUGUUAGGGGUCAGUUAAUCAACGCUGAUCGUAGCCUUUAAGGUCUAGACUGUUCCUUUGUGUAGAAAACGUAUUGUCUUGAUGAUGUCAUCAAUGUAUUAUAAAGAAAUUGCUAAUUUAUCCUUGUAAAAAAAAGUGAAUUUUUUUUUUUACUGUUACUUUACUGUUAUUUAAAAACACUUUUGUAUCAGAAGAAGAUGAUGAAUAAAAACUUUUUGGUUUCCGA